AUGUCUAAUGAUGUGUCGUUUGAUAAUAUCAUUGAUGUCAAUAUCGUUAUCCUCUUUAUUGUAUUAUCUUAUGAUCUGAACUACUUGUAUCGAGUCUUCCACUAUGAGGACGAUGGAAGAGGGAUCAUAAAGCAGGAAAUUGUACAAAGAAUAGCAAGUUCCUGGAGGAACGCAAGAAAUCAUUUGUUCAAUAAGGUUUAUGACGAAGAACUGACUUUUGCAGAAAACCUCAAGCGUAAGCCAGCAGGGAUAGAGGCAAAUCACUGGAGAAAGUUUCUUGAAUAUCGGUUGAACGAGGACACACAGGGAAAGACUAUUGGUAGAGGAGAGGGAUGGACCAUGAGCCAUAAAAAAAAGAAUGGUUCGUAUAUGAAUGAAGAUGCGCGUCUAGUUGGGGAAGCAAUUGAACUUAUUGAGAGCCAAGACCCCUCCAGCAAGGAAUUUUCACAGAAUGAUUCCCUUGCACAAGUGCUUGGGAAAGAGCACCCAGGAAGAGUUCGUGGACUCGGUUUUAGUCCAUGUCCCAGUCAUUGUUUUCGUAACAUUCCACAACAGUCUGACUACGGUGUACAGAUUGAGGAGUAUCAGAUGGAGAUUGUAAAACUUAAGGCGGAGGCAGCAGAACUUAAGGCGGAGGCAGCAAAACUCAAGGCAGCAGCAACAGAGGAAAAGGCAAAGAGACAGAGAAUGGAGGCAGAGGCAGCAGAGGAGAAGGCAAAAAUGCAGACUAUGAGAAAUUUGUAG
Arachis ipaensis is the source of this 744-nucleotide messenger RNA. The record is from RefSeq and is a predicted model, not a curated record. NCBI's taxonomy places the organism in Eukaryota, Viridiplantae, Streptophyta, Magnoliopsida, Fabales, Fabaceae.